Molecule: messenger RNA, 7879 nt
Organism: Trichoplusia ni (cabbage looper)
Lineage: Eukaryota; Metazoa; Arthropoda; Insecta; Lepidoptera; Noctuidae
Gene: Gug
Product: arginine-glutamic acid dipeptide repeats protein
Exons: 1
Coding region: 179-5659 (1826 amino acids)
Cellular component (GO): nucleus
Molecular function (GO): transcription corepressor activity
Source: RefSeq, a predicted model, not a curated record
AGAGUAAUAAUUAUGUGUAUUGGCAUACUUACUCCUUUACGGACAAGCAAAUAAACAUUUAAAGAGUUACUCUGACUGGUUUAUAUUAAAAUAAAGUUAAACAUCAUGUAAAACUAGUGAUAUUUGUGUUAUGUGUAUAAGCGAGUGUUCAGUGUAAAUAGACCAUUUGGCACGAACCAUGGCCCAGAAUCAGGGGGAGGUUCAAGUGGGCACACCGAACCAACCCGUGAAGGAGAAGGAUAUUUACGCUUGUCUGCCUGAUAUGCGGACAAACGGACCGCUUAGCUCUGACGAACCUUGUUCCGGAGGCGAGGAGUUACGUUGGUUGCCUGCCCAGGCCACAGACAGAGACUUGGUUAUGUACUUGCGAGCUGCACGCUCUAUGGCAGCAUUCGCAGGUAUGUGUGACGGAGGAUCACCAGACGACGGAUGUGUCGCCGCCAGCCGCGACGAUACGACUAUCAAUGCUCUUGAUGUACUUCAUGACUCGGGCUACGACCCUGGUCGUGCUCUUCAAGCCCUUGUCAAGUGUCCAGUUCCAAAGGGAAUUGAAAAAAAGUGGACAGAGGAAGAAACUAAGCGAUUUGUAAAAGGAAUACGGCAAUUUGGUAAGAAUUUCUUUAAAAUUAGAAAGGACCUAUUGCCUCAUAAAGACACUGCCGAGUUAGUUGAAUUUUAUUACCUGUGGAAAAAGACUCCUGGUGCUAGUAGUAAUAGACCACACAGGAGACGACGCCAGGCAUCAUUGAGACGUGUGCGCAAUACUAGGAACUCACGUGCUGGCACACCUAAAGAGCAGACUCCGGAAGCUACACCUACAGUACCAGAUACUAAUGGUUCAAGACCAUCACCUAAUCCUAAAGAAGCCGGAGAGAUGAGUUCAGUUACAGAAGAUGAGAAUUCUGAAGAAGACAGUGAUUCCAGAGAUGCUGGUGAUUUAGCUAAAGCUGACGUUAGUAGUAGACCUGAAAAUCCAGAUGACUCCCCUAGUCGAAUGCGAACACGGAACAAAUCUAAAGAACAAAACACACCAAAUGGAAAGAAGACACAAGAUGAAAGUGAUAAUGAUUCUAAAUCUAAAGCUAAACCUAAUAAACCAAAUGUACAAAGUACCAAUAAUAACAUUCCUGAAAAGGUAUUAUCGUCGCCUGUUAGCAAAGAAAUAAAGAAAAAAGUGGCUAAUGGGAAAGUUGAUGUGUCUAAGGUUAAGAAACGGCUUCCAGAUGAUACAAAGCCAGAAAGUAUUUUGGAUGGUGAUGUGCAAAUGAAGAAAAAGAAAGCAGUAGAACCUCCUGAUAGUCCAGCGGAGAGCCUGACUAAUGACAGUUUCCCAGCUAUGGAUGAAACUGAAACUCCAGAACCAGAGCCUGAAGCUUGUGACUUUAGUUUUAAUAAGACUGAUAAAGAAAAUGCAGAACAAAAUAAACAACCAGAGGCCGAGCAGCAUCUGAAACCGCCAGAUACUCAAGUUAAAUUAGAGAAUAAUCCUGAACCGGUUAUCAAAUCAGAGAAAGACCCAUUACCUCCAGCAUUCCAGGUUACAAAUGAGAAGGAUGAUAGAAAUGCUCUUGAUUUGAAAACAGAUCCCAAUACACAAACCAAUAAACUGCCAGAUAGCAUUGAACCAAGACCUAUACCAAUGCAAAAUCCUAUAUUUCCAAAAACUGAACUUAUUAUACCUAAAGUUACCCCAAUGUGCACAGAAUCUAUUGAAAAGAUUAAAAUCAAGGAGGAAAUAGAUGCUGAAGAGCACUCGUUAAAUCUACAAAGAGACGAAUUCCAGAAAGAUCCUUUAUCCCACAACUUCCCAGGGCACCCUAUGAACCAACCAAGCAAGGCCCUUAAUUUGGAAAAUACCAACUUCUUUGUAAAAGACAGUCACAUUUACAAUCCGAAAAUAAGCCACAAUAUUAAAAUGGAAAAUGUGCCUAACAACAUCUUUAACCCAGUGAAUAUUUCAAAAGACAAAAGUGCAAUCAUUAGAAGUGCUAAGGAUUUUGCAAGUGGACUACCAUCCUUUUCUUAUUCUGCUAAUAUGAAUUUUGCUAAUGAUCCUUCAAAACACAAUCCUCAUUUGAAUCCUCUGAAGACUGUUAUAAAAUUGGAGCCUAGAGAUGAAGCUAGUGAAAUGAAGAAUCAAAACACACCAGAAGUAUUCACUGCAACAAUAUCUGCUGCUAACAAAGUAGAUUCUCCUAAUGCUCCUCGGCUAGACACACUACAGAGAAUCAGUCCGUCACCAACUAAUCCGCGUGGGUCGUCUCCACCGCCUAUGGAACAUCCUACGACUACAAAUACAGAGCCAAUAUCACCAGCAAAUUCACAAGAAAAUAAAGAAUCUGAUGUUGAUGACAAACAGCCUACAGAUCUGAAAACACAGCCUAUGCCGAAAUUAGACAGUCAAACUAAUAAUUUAAGACCUCCCUCAUUUUCACAUCCAGUGCGGCCUGAAAAUCUUGGUAUCCGGUCCACGGAAGCAUCUGUUACGCCAGUAUCUGUACAGAAUAUGCCUCCUCCUCUUAGUCAACCUUCUAUGGCAGGGUUACUUCCUCCAGGACCCUUAAUAUCAGUUGGAAAUGGGUCAAAUGUUAGUCCUUAUGGAUUUAUGCCAACAUCUCUGUAUGGCCAUGCAGGCCACCCUGGACAUCCUGGUCUUGAUAAACCAGGGUCAAUGCCCCCUCUGAUGCAACAAGUACCACCAUCACAUAGUUUACCAGGAAGUAAUCUUAUGCCACCUUCCAGUCAGAAUGACCCAUCAAUGCCGCAAGAUUUGAAAAUUAAGCAAGAGGUACCAGACAAUGUGCCGGCUAAUUUAUCGACUCAACCUGUUGAUCCACUUCAAUCACUUAAGGAGGUGAAAGUGCCAGGAUAUCCUAUUGGAAGUGCUAUAGCUCAACAUUUAAAUACUGAGAGGGACCGAGAGUCUAUAUCAAGUGUCGAAAAUAGCAGUAGGCCUCCAAGUCAGCCAACAAAUGAAAAUUCUAACAUGCCCAGUGCAUUCCUGGGUCCAAGGAUUGAAAGUAUCAAAAAGGAGCCUGAUUUCUUACACCAACCACACUUACCGCCUACUUCUACAAGUCAGAGCAGUGGUUCCGAAUCUUCGAAUCCUAUUCCUCCAGUAAAGAGCCCACAUACACCAACACCUAUAAAGAGUCAGCCAGGUCACAAUGGAACGCCGAUGCACAUACCACAUUCCUCGGCUACAACAUCACCAUUUUCAAGACACCUGACAAGUCCUUCGCAACCGAGGCAAAUAUCAGCGUCACCAGUACAACCUAAUACUCCCGUAUCGCAUUCAGCUCUCAACUUGGUGAACCCUACACCACUGACGAUACCCGCUACGAUACCUGGCCCUGUCAUGCAUUCCGGUCAACAACCUGGCCCGCCGCCUCACCCUUUCGCCGCAUCUCCACUUCACCACCAACUAUUCCACCCGUCUUUUUAUGCACAUGCUAUGCAUUCAUAUUAUCCUCAUCCUCCCCCGGGAUAUUCCAUGCCGUAUCCAUAUCCUUAUGGGCCACUUCCUCAACCACAUCCAAUUCCACCAAUGCACCCUGCAGUAAGUACGGCUGGACGGCAUGACCCGGUGAAGCCUUCAACUAUAGAAUCCACUACUAUGCUUAGCUCUCAUCACAGUCACAGUACAAGUUCUUCAGUUACAACGAGAUCUCUUAGAGAAAUUUCCGAAAGCUCUGAAGACCCCAGACAUCCUAAUGCUACAACCGAGAGACAUCAACUUCAUGAGACAACUAUGACGCAACACCAUUCAACGAGUCACCAUAGUGCUGUACAUACAAGUACGGAAAAACAUCCGAGCCAUGCUGGCGGAGGAACUAACCAUACAUUGUCUAUAUCCCACUCAACUUCGAGCAGUUCGUCACAAUCGAUUCAACAUAAAAUUAAUACACAACAAAAAAGCAGCUCUCAUUCGAAUUCUCCCCACCACUUGUCUGCAAGCGUAUCUCAAACUACGAGUUCGUCAUCCAGUGUCAAUGUUACUAACAACCACACGCAUCACCACUCUCAUCACCUCGCUCACCACCCUGAGAGGCUCUCGCCUGCUGACUCUAUGCUUAUGCGUCAUCAUCCAAAAAUGCUACCAGGAAAUCCGAAUCACCUGAUGAUACAGCCGCCAUCAAUGGGUCAUCCCAUGGGUCUUGGUCUACCACCGGGACCUGGACCGAGCUCAAUCGAAAGUCUUCGCUUACAUGCGCAAGCUGCAGCCGGAUUACAAGGAUCGCAUGCUAGACCCGGAUCGCCUCAUCAACUCUCUCACGGUCAUCCACACAUGCGUGGUCCACCACGACCAAUACAAGAGGAAAACCCUGAACUAAAACUUGAAACUCAAUCACAACCUGAAGAAGAAGAAAUACCAAGUCCAGCGCACAUACCACAUGGCCCGAGUCCAGAACCUAAAAUAGAAGAUACGGAAUGUCACAGAUCACAGUCAGCAAUAUUCCUUAGACAUUGGAAUCGUGGAGAUUACAACUCUUGCACUAGAACUGAUCUUAUCUUCAAACCGGUGCCAGAAUCAAAACUUGCUCGAAAGCGAGAAGAACGUCUUAGAAAGCAAGCUGAAAGAGAUAGAGAAGAGAGAGAGAAGAUUGCCCAACAGGCUCAUAGAAAGAUAGCAACACCUGAAAAACCAGAAACUAAACCUCCAUCAAGAGGCGCCAUCGAAACUAUAUCGUCUCCAUAUGAUCGAUUCCCGAGACCGCCCGGUUAUCCAGACACUCCUGCGUUGCGCCAGUUAUCCGAAUACCCACGACCACAUGCUGGCUUUAGUCCGGGAAAUCUACCACGUCAUUGUAUGGACCAUGCUGCGAUACUCCAGUACCAGCUUAGCUCGAUGUACGGUGCCGCUGGUGCACGAGAACGCCUCGAACUCGAACAUCUUGAACGAGAAAAACGUGACAGAGAGAUACGAGAACUUCGCGAGCGAGAACUUAACGACAGGCUUAAGGAAGAACUGCUCAAGAAUAAUGUCGGACCACGAGCACUUGACCCACACUGGUUAGAAAUGCACCGACGUUAUGGCAUGCCCCCGCCACCUCCGCAAGGCGCCAUCCCCGUCCAGUAUGGGCUCUAUCCGCCCGGACAUGGUCCAGUAGCACUGUCGCAGUUGGAGCGUGAAAGAUUAGAGCGCCUUGGUAUACCACCAGCUGGCGGCCAGCAACCCUCUGUGCCUACAACCAUGUCGCAGCAGCAUCACCCGCACCACCCGCACCCCGGAGUAGCGGCGGCGCAGUUGGAGGCUGCUGAGAGGCUGGCUCUCGCCGCCGAUCCCAUGGUCCGACUACAAAUGGCGGGCAUCAACCCAGAGUACCACGCCCAUACGCAUGCGCACACGCACGCCCACUCGCAUACGCAUUUACACCUACACCCGGGGCAGCAGGCGGCGGCGCAAGCACAGCAAGAAGCCCUGGCCGGGCUGGGCCCGUACCGGCCGCUCCCGCACCCCGACCUGCUGGGCCGGCCCUACGCCGAGCAGCUGGCGCAGCAGGCGGCGGCGCACGAGCAGCUGCAGCGCCAGCUCCUGCUGGAGCGCGAGCGCGGCUUCCUGCACCCGUCGCACCACGAGGAGUUCCUGCGCCAGCAGCGCGAGCGCGAGCUCAAGGUGCGCGCGCUGGAGGAGGCGGCGCGCGCCUCGCGGCCCUAGUGCAAGACGCUAGCGCCGCCGCGUUACUCGUGAACGCUCACUAAAUGUCCACGCGCCGCCGACAAGGCGAGCGAUGUUUUUAUGUGUGACGACACCUGUAAUUUAUAUUUAUGAUAGGGCCGUACCUUAAGUAUUUAAGUUUUUAUAAUAUUUUUAUAGUUGCAUGGUCGUGUAGUACGCUUAUUUUCCAUGCUCAAAUUUAUUUCUUACUACUAGUCAUAAUUAAAAUUUUAUUUGUGAAUGAGAUAAAGAGUCACACGUUUUUACGUAGGCUAUUUAGAUUAAAUUAUUGUUUAUUUUUAAAUAGCAUAGAGGCCUCGAUCGCUACUGGUUUCGCUGGAUCGCGUACGUUAUAACACACAAUGGAACUGUGUCACAUGGCAUUACAGCGGAACGGAAGUCGUUGCAGUUCUUUACCAGUAGCUUUCAAAUGAAAUUAUAAUGCAAAUAAAUAAGGGUGCUGGUUAGCAUUCAUGUGAGCGGACCACAUGAUUACAGUAAUUACGUUCAAUGUAAACUACAUUGCUUUUUUAUGUUCAUGACAUAAUAAUAUAUUAUAAUAUGUAUAAAUAAUUGUUUUUUUAAGCACGAGACAGAGUAGAGAUUGUGGACUUGCCUUGCUAAUCAACUUGCCUUUACGUAUUGUCCUUUAGCGUUUCUCACUCUGUAUAAUCCUAAAAAACUCCUAUUUCACUUAAAUUAUUUACAAUUUAAAUAGAAAUAUAUAUUUUCAAAUAGAUACUAUCUAGUUCUCAGUAAGAAAUGGAGUGAAAUGCGAGUGAUGUGUAGAACAUUAUGUCGAACAUGAGAGGCAAUCGUUUGUGGAACUAAUUACACUCACAUAUCAAUUAAGAUUGGGGUAAAGCCGUGAGAAAAUUGAUACUAAUUGAUAUGUUGCCUUCAAAUGUUGAUAUUGGCUGAAUGCAAUAAUUCUAUAUUAGUAAUGAAAGGCGUACCAUUCCGGCCUUGGUAAUGUAAAAGAUCGUUUUGUACAGAUUGUGAUGGAAUAUUUUUAUUGAAUGCAAUUUUGUUCUUUUAUGUUCUCUAUUGUGUGGGAUUCGUUCUCAGUUAUGACUGCUAAUAAUACGGUUGUUGGAUAAUGCGCGCGUUUUGUGUAAUGAGCGAAAAUAAUAAGCAAUGUUGGUCCGCCUUAGCCACGGGUGUCGCUGUGUUUAUUGCAUUUAUUCACACCAGUUACUUUAGUGAUAAUCAAAUGACCAUUCAUACAUAGUUUGUUUAAUAUUUUAAAAUAUUAACAGUUUUUUGUACAGGAAAUGCCUCUAUUAGGUACGCUUUACCCAGUGAUGAAGUUAACACAAUAUCCUUAAUCAUUAAAGUAGUAAAUAAUAUCGACUCACUAAUCAACACAUGACAAUUCAAUUGUAAACCGUAUUUAAUUAGCAGUUAUGUACUAAGAACCGGAUGCGAAAACAUUUGAUCACGGCAAUCAUUAUUACUUACGUUUGCAGUGUGAUAUAAAUAACAAAUCAUGCAACAAACAUAUUUCUUUGUCAUUCUGAGUUGUCACCCUUUCUUUUUCCGCGUGCGAGUUGAGGGAAAGUAGGGUGACAGGUCAGCAUCUGUGUAGGGGCGAGUCGAGACUCGACUUGGAAUUGUUGACUGAAACAUGCUAAAAUAUCUUUUAUAUCGCAGAUCAAACAAAUAAUAAAACUAACAACCCUUCUGCGGAAUAAAGGACAUUUGGUGCGUUAACAAUGUUAAUAUUGUUUAAAGUUAUAUCGAUUGUAGAUUAAUACUAACACAAAUUUUAAGUACUUAUACAAAUUGAAAUUAUUUUGAUCUUGACUCUAUUCUGUGUAAUAAUAAUACUAAUGAGUGGUUAAAAAAUAAUUGUAAAUGUUAAGAGUUGUAAUAAAUUUAAAGCCCAUUGUACACAUUCAGUAAAUCUGUGCACUAUAAUGUAAUAUAAAUUCCCUUUGUAAGAAAUAGACGCUGUUAGAAACGAUUAUAAAGUUAUAUUGAUUACCUAGAAUAAAACUUUUCACAAUGUCGCUUCGUAGGUGUUAUGUUGGUAAUGCCAUAGUUAAUUUCUGAUAUCUUAACAGAGAAAUGAGUAUUAUUUUUAGAGACAAAUUAUAUCUUAAUUAAUUAAGAGGUUGCGUGUCGGUUUAAACUUCAUUUAUUUAGACAAUAAGGUUAAAUGGAUGUCUUAGUGCUUUUGUGUAAAUUUUUUUGAAUAAUAUAUGUGAAAAAAUUCAA